AACACUCCCAUUUUGCCCUUUCUCUCUCUUCGUAACUCAGCAUUCCCCCUUUUUCUCUCACUAGAUUUGGAGAAAACUGAAACCUAAACCCUCGUCGAUCGCCAUGGCUAGACGCUCCAAAUCCAAGGACUCAACGGAGGAAUCUCUCUCCAAUUCGUCAGAGGAGGAGCAGGUCGACAUUCAGGAGGAAGAAGACGAGGAAGAACUCGAAGCCGUUGCUCGCACUGCUGAUUCCGAUGAAGAUGACACCGGAACCCCCGCCGUUGAUGCCGCCGGCGAGGAGCCGGAGGAAGACGAAGAUGAUGAGGAUGGUGAACAGGCAAAUGAUGACAUUAGCCAUCGUGAAAAGGCUAGGCUAAAGGAAAUGCAGAGGUUGAAAAGACAAAAGAUACAAGAUAUACUGGAUCAACAAAAUGCUUCUAUUGAGGCUGAUAUGAAUAACAAGGGAAAAGGAAAAUUGAAGUUUUUACUUCAGCAGACAGAAUUAUUUGCCCACUUUGCCAAAAGUGACCAAUCUGCAUCUCAGAAGAAGGUGAAGGGAAGGGGUCGUCAUGCAUCGAAAAUGACUGAAGAAGAAGAGGAUGAGGUGUAUCUUAAGGAGGAAGAAGAUGGCUUGUCUGGAGCAGGACAUACACGUUUGUUGGUGCAGCCAUCUUGUAUUACUGGAAAGAUGCGAGAUUAUCAACUUGCAGGGUUGAAUUGGCUUAUAAGAUUAUAUGAGAAUGGUAUUAAUGGCAUUCUUGCUGAUGAAAUGGGUCUUGGUAAAACUUUACAAACCAUCUCAUUGCUUGGUUAUUUGCAUGAAUUUAGAGGAAUUACUGGCCCUCACAUGGUUGUUGCUCCUAAGUCUACACUUGGAAACUGGAUGAAUGAGAUUAAACGUUUUUGCCCAGUGUUGCGUCCUGUAAAGUUUCUUGGGAACCCAGAUGAAAGGAAAUAUAUACGAGAAGAGCUACUUGUUGCUGGAAAGUUUGAUGUUUGUGUCACUAGUUUUGAGAUGGCUAUCAAAGAAAAGUCUACUCUACGUCGUUUUAGCUGGCGCUACAUUAUAAUUGAUGAAGCUCAUCGAAUAAAGAAUGAAAAUUCACUUCUUUCAAAGACCAUGAGGAUCUACAACACCAAUUACCGUCUUCUAAUUACGGGCACACCACUUCAGAACAACCUUCAUGAGCUUUGGGCACUGCUAAACUUUUUACUGCCUGAGAUCUUCAGUUCAGCUGAAACUUUUGAUGAGUGGUUUCAAAUUUCUGGUGAAAAUGAUCAAGAGGAGGUUGUUCAACAGCUUCACAAGGUUUUACGACCUUUUCUACUACGAAGAUUGAAGUCUGAUGUUGAGAAAGGUUUACCUCCUAAGAAAGAAACCAUUCUCAAAGUUGGAAUGUCUCAAAUGCAAAAACAGUAUUACAAAGCUUUAUUGCAGAAAGAUCUUGAGGUUGUAAAUGCUGGUGGUGAGAGAAAACGUCUGUUGAAUAUUGCUAUGCAGCUUAGGAAAUGUUGUAAUCAUCCAUAUCUUUUUCAAGGAGCUGAACCUGGUCCUCCUUAUACUACUGGGGACCAUCUUGUAGAAAAUGCCGGCAAAAUGGUACUACUAGACAAGUUGCUUCCAAAAUUGAAGGAGCGUGAUUCAAGGGUCUUGAUAUUCUCACAGAUGACAAGGCUUCUGGACAUUCUAGAAGACUACUUGAUGUAUCGUGGAUAUAAAUAUUGCCGAAUUGAUGGAAAUACUGGUGGUGAAGAUCGUGAUGCUUCUAUUGAAGCCUUUAAUAAGCCAGGAAGUGAAAAGUUUGUCUUCUUGUUAUCAACUCGAGCUGGAGGUCUUGGUAUCAAUCUUGCUACAGCCGAUAUUGUCAUUCUUUAUGAUAGUGACUGGAAUCCACAAGUGGAUUUGCAAGCUCAGGAUCGUGCUCAUAGAAUUGGGCAGAAAAAAGAAGUUCAAGUGUUCCGUUUCUGCACUGAGUACACGAUAGAGGAAAAGGUCAUUGAAAGAGCAUAUAAGAAGCUUGCACUUGAUGCUUUGGUUAUUCAACAAGGACGUUUAGCUGAGCAAAAGACUGUAAACAAAGAUGAGUUGCUACAAAUGGUGCGGUUUGGAGCUGAAAUGGUGUUCAGCUCUAAGGAUAGUACAAUCACAGAUGAAGAUAUUGAUAGAAUCAUUGCUAAAGGAGAAGAGGCAACUGCUGAACUUGAUGCUAAGAUGAAGAAGUUUACAGAGGAUGCAAUUAAGUUUAAGAUGGACGACACUGCUGAUUUGUAUGACUUCGAUGAUGAUAAGGAUGAGAACAAAGUUGACUUUAAGAAGAUUGUCAGUGAUAAUUGGGUUGAGCCUCCAAAAAGAGAGCGAAAGCGAAACUACUCAGAAUCUGAAUACUUUAAGCAAACAAUGCGUCAAAGUGGUCCCGCAAAACCCAAGGAACCAAGGAUUCCUCGUAUGCCACAACUGCAUGAUUUCCAGUUUUUCAACACACAGAGACUCAGUGAACUCUAUGAGAAGGAAGUGCGCUAUCUCAUGGUGCAGGCACAGCAGAAGAAUCAAGUUAAAGACUCAAUAGAGGUUGAUGAGCCAGAAGAGGCGGGAGACCCUUUGACUGCUGAAGAGCAAGAAGAAAAGGAGAAGCUGCUUGAAGAAGGAUUCUCUACAUGGAGUAGGAGAGACUUCAAUACGUUCAUUAGGGCCUGCGAGAAGUAUGGCCGCAGUGAUGUGGGUAGUAUUGCAUCAGAAAUGGAAGGGAAAACAGAAGAGGAAGUUGAAAGAUAUGCUCGGGUAUUUAAAGAAAGAUACAAGGAAUUGAAUGAUUAUGAUCGCAUCAUAAAAAAUAUAGAAAGAGGUGAGGCUAGAAUUUCACGUAAGGAUGAAAUAAUGAAGGCAAUAGGAAAGAAGUUAGACCGUUACAAGAAUCCUUGGCUGGAGCUUAAAAUUCAGUACGGUCAGAACAAAGGCAAGCUUUACAAUGAAGAAUGCGAUCGAUUUAUGAUUUGCAUGGUUCACAAACUUGGGUAUGGCAACUGGGACGAGCUGAAGGCAGCAUUUAGGACAUCACCUUUGUUCAGAUUCGAUUGGUUUGUGAAAUCUCGAACCACACAAGAACUAGCAAGAAGAUGUGAUACUCUUAUUCGUUUGGUUGAGAGGGAGAAUCAAGAAUAUGAUGAGAGGGAGAGGCAGGCUCGUAAAGAAAAGAAGCUAGCCAAGAACUCGACACCAUCAAAGCGGGCCUUAGCAAGACAAGCUACCGAGAGUCCUCCACCUUCUUCUACGAAGAAACGGAAGCAAUCUUUGAUGGAUGACUAUGUUAACUCGGGAAAGAAGGGCAAAUGACUGUUUACUGAUAUUUGAUUUUUGAGGUGUUGGGAUUAUUAAUUGUAGUAGUAUAUACAUGGAUUUGGCAUUUGUUAGAUGAUGCCUUAGUAGGCCCAUGGAUCUCUAUUCACUUAGGUUUUGGUUCAUUCGGGCUUCAGAACGUGAUCAGAUUCCAAACAUGAAUACUGGAUAUGGUUUUUGUAUCACCUCAUACUCUUGUUAUGACUUGCAAGUGAAUCUGCUUUUUUACUUGUA
Helianthus annuus (common sunflower) is the source of this 3550-nucleotide messenger RNA. RefSeq names its product ISWI chromatin-remodeling complex ATPase CHR11. Bases 104 to 3313 code for a protein of 1069 amino acids. The transcript has 24 exons. Gene Ontology annotation, molecular function: ATP-dependent chromatin remodeler activity; DNA binding; ATP hydrolysis activity. The record is from RefSeq and is a predicted model, not a curated record. NCBI's taxonomy places the organism in Eukaryota, Viridiplantae, Streptophyta, Magnoliopsida, Asterales, Asteraceae. Gene Ontology annotation, biological process: regulation of transcription by RNA polymerase II; nucleosome organization. Gene Ontology annotation, cellular component: chromatin; nucleus.